AUACAACCAUGUCCACUACCCGUGCUGUUCAAGCUCCGAUUCCAACGCCAAGGUUAUUGGGGAAGGUGGCAUUGGUGACAGGUGGGGCCUCUGGAAUUGGAGAAAGCAUUGUCCGCCUCUUCCAUAUCCAUGGUGCUAAAAUUUGUAUAGCUGAUGUGCAGGACAACCUUGGAAGGCAGGUCUGUGAAUCCCUUGGUGAUGAAGCAAAUGUUCAUUUUUUCCAUUGUGAUGUUACAAUAGAGGAUGAUGUUUCCCAUGCAGUGGACUUGACUGUGGGUAAAUUUGGCACCCUUGACAUUAUAGUCAACAAUGCUGGCAUUUCUGGUACACCUAUUGCCGAUAUCCGCAAUGUGGAUUUAGCAGAAUUUGACAAGGUGUUUAACAUAAAUGUCAAGGGAGUAUUUCAUGGGAUGAAACAUGCUGCUCGAAUAAUGAUCCCAAAGAAGAAGGGCUCAAUCAUUUCUUUAGCCAGUGUAGCAAGUGUUAUAGGUGGCUUAGGACCACAUGCAUACACAGGGUCCAAGCAUGCUGUGUGGGGACUCACAAAGAAUGUUGCAUCUGAGCUGGGAAAACAUGGUAUAAGAGUGAACUGCGUGUCACCUUAUGGCAUCGCCACAGGUUUGGCGUUGGCUCAUAUGCCUGAGGACGAGAGAACUGAGGAUGCCAUUGCUAGUUUUAAGGAUUUUACUGCCAGAAAUGCCAACUUGCAGGGUGUAGAAAUCACUACUGAUGAUGUGGCUAAUGCUGUGCUCUUCCUUGCAAGCGAUGAUGGAAGGUAUGUAAGUGGAGACAAUCUUAUGGUUGAUGGAGGUUUCACAAGUGUUAAUCACUCGCUCAGAGUUUUUAGAUGAUUGGUGCUGUUUCCCAGCUUUUUAACAUACAUAAGCAAGAUUUCGGACAUUGCAGUCAUGGUGGUAUCUGCAUUAGCAAGGAUGGAUUUUCAGUUAAUAAAUAAAUAAUAUAUUCCAAAUUUAUCGUCAUUAUAUUUUUCAUUGCUGAUAUUUUAUCCUAGAACUUGCAAAAGGGUAUAUUAAGUAUCAGAGAUUAAGCAUUUUUAAGAUGAAUUUAGGCCCACUUCAUAUGCAUGUAUGUCUGUAUCUGAAUGCACAUACUUGCUCUUCUGCAAAGUUGAGGUUAAUAUCAGUAAGAUGGAAAUCAUGUUAUUAAGGCAAUGUUGUGUCAAGUACAUUAUGGUUGGUCAAUAAGGUAAACUAUAAAUACAACUUGUUUUG
Molecule: messenger RNA, 1232 nt
Organism: Abrus precatorius (Indian licorice)
Lineage: Eukaryota; Viridiplantae; Streptophyta; Magnoliopsida; Fabales; Fabaceae
Product: xanthoxin dehydrogenase
Exons: 2
Coding region: 9-851 (280 amino acids)
Biological process (GO): abscisic acid biosynthetic process
Cellular component (GO): cytosol
Molecular function (GO): xanthoxin dehydrogenase (NAD+) activity
Source: RefSeq, a predicted model, not a curated record